Orbilia oligospora ATCC 24927 is the source of this 336-nucleotide messenger RNA. RefSeq lists its product as uncharacterized. The transcript has a single exon. The record is from RefSeq and is a predicted model, not a curated record. The coding region runs from base 1 to 336 and encodes 111 amino acids. Lineage: Eukaryota; Fungi; Ascomycota; Orbiliomycetes; Orbiliales; Orbiliaceae.
AUGAAACCCAGCAGGUCCUUGAGAUCCCACCAUAGACAACGAUCCGGGGAUCUCAAGCAGCAGAAGAACCCCGCCGAACUAAAUACAACGGACGGCACCUGUAACAGUACCCAGACACCCUUGCCAAUCUGCAGCAUCUUGACAGAAGUUUCGGGUAACCCUCAGAAUUUUUACCGAUGUCCUCGCCGUCCUGCAGGAUUACCUCUACAAACAACACUGAAGGUUUGCGGAACCCAAACUGACGACGAGAAAGCCAAACAAGAGAAUAUCAAUCCUGCUAAUCCCAAUAGUGGGGUUGAUAUCGAAGAGCUCAUACGCCGACUCACUGGUGGUUAA